Molecule: messenger RNA, 3761 nt
Organism: Myxocyprinus asiaticus (Chinese sucker)
Lineage: Eukaryota; Metazoa; Chordata; Actinopteri; Cypriniformes; Catostomidae
Gene: echs1
Product: enoyl CoA hydratase, short chain, 1, mitochondrial
Exons: 8
Coding region: 67-939 (290 amino acids)
Biological process (GO): fatty acid beta-oxidation
Cellular component (GO): mitochondrion
Molecular function (GO): enoyl-CoA hydratase activity
Source: RefSeq, a predicted model, not a curated record
ACCAACGAGCGCCAACUAGUACGUCUUCAGUGCUAUACAGUGCGUUACUGUUGACCCCACGCAGCAAUGGCACUAUGCAGAUCCACAGGGUUACUUCUCAAACACAGCAGAUUAGUGCCAUCUGCAUUAGCAUCUAUAAGGCAAUGCAGUUCAGGUGGCCAGUAUCAGUACAUACUGGUUGACAAAAAAGGUGAAAAGAGGAAUGUUGGUUUCAUCCAGUUGAACAGACCGAAGGCCCUGAAUGCUCUUUGUGAUGGACUUAUGAAGGAGGUGGGCAAAGCCCUUGAUGCAUUUGAAUCUGACACUGAAGUGGGAGCAGUUGUCAUCACAGGGAGUGAAAAAGCAUUUGCAGCUGGAGCUGAUAUUAAAGAGAUGCAGAACAGAACCUUUCAAGAGUGCUAUGGUGGCAACUUCUUGGCACAUUGGAACAGAGUAUCAACAGUUAAAAAGCCUGUUAUUGCUGCUGUCAAUGGGUUUGCGCUUGGUGGAGGAUGUGAAUUUGCCAUGAUGUGUGAUAUAAUCUACGCUGGAGAGAAGGCACAGUUUGGACAGCCAGAGAUCUUGCUGGGGACAAUCCCUGGUGCUGGUGGCACUCAGAGGCUUACAAGAGCAGUUGGGAAAUCCCUCGCAAUGGAGAUGGUUCUGACAGGAGACCGAAUCUCAGCUCUGGAGGCAAAACAGUCUGGUCUGGUAAGUAAAGUAUACCCCGUGGAUCAGCUGGUUUCAGAAGCUAUCAAAUGUGGAGAGAAAAUAGCCAGCAAUUCCAAGCUUGUUUCAGCUAUGGCUAAGGAAGCUGUUAAUGCAGCAUUUGAACUGACUUUAGCUGAGGGCUGUCGACUUGAGAAAAGGUUGUUCCAUGCAACCUUUGCCACGGAGGACAGAAAAGAAGGCAUGACUGCCUUUGUUGAGAAAAGGAAGGCUGCUUUCCAGGACAACUAGAUUUCCAGUGGAAAAAAUAGGGUGAUUUUUAAACACAGUGAUAUUUAGUUUGUGAUCAAAUGCUGAUAUUAAAAUAGUCUACUUUGCUUUAACUUGUUUUACAAGUGUUUGUGGGAAGAAGAAAAAAACAAAGCUGUUUCAAAGAACAUUGCAUUAGUUGUGUUCAAGACUUAACAUGUCUGUGGUUUAGUGGGCUCACAUUUACUCAUCCCAGUAGUUUAUCUUUUCUUGUACAUUAUUCUUUGUAACAAAGUUCAAUGGAAAGGAGGUGGCAAGAACCGGCUUGACAAUAUAAAUAAUAGUUUAAUAAUAAAUUUAAACAAAAUGACACAAGCAUAAACACAUGCAGGGCAGCUGCCCAUAACUCUCUCUCUCGAACUGCCGCCUGCGGUGCCUGGGCUUGAUUAACCUGAUUAGGGGCCGGGUGUGACCCGGCCCUGCCCUCCUCCCUGCCACAUUCUUAUUGACCUCUUUUCUAAUCAAUGUAAAGAGAUUAUCAGUGCCCAUUGUUAUAAUGUGUAUCGUAAAUCCUGUUUGAAUUCUUUACGUACAAAAAGCAUAAAGGUAUCCUACAGUCUCCCUCUGCCUGGUGACCAAGGUUAUUAUGUAAAAAACUAAAUGUAAAUAAAAAAAAAUAAAAAAAAUUUUUUCUUAAACUGAAAUAAAAAUAAAAAUAAAAUAAAAAAAAUUUUCAUGGCUCUGAAAAAACUAAAAUAAAAUAAAAAUAGUCUUUUUACAGUUAACAUUUUUUUUAUUGAUUCAUAGAUACACAACACAUGUACAUCUAAUCAACAUUUAACCCCCACUAAUACCCCUCCCCAAUCACCAAACUCACGCUAACCCCCAACGAACACCCCUGUGGUCACAUAUAAUAAUAUAUACACACACACAAAAGAAAAUAUAAUAAACAUACAUAAUUAAACUAAACUUCUCUCUCCACAGCCCAUCCCCGAGAGUCCCCCAAAAAUGCUAAAUAAUUGCCCCAUUGCCUAUCAAACAAGUCCCAAAACCCCAGCCUUCUACUUGCCACCUCCUCGAAAGCAGCCACUCUUCCCAUCUCCACACACCACUCCAGAAUUGAGGGAGCUCCACCUGACUUCCAUCGCCUUAAAAUAAUUUGCCUGCUAAUCAUGAUACUGGUCAGAACCCAAUUUUUUUUAUGUGUUUAUCCCCCAAAUUUAUGACCGCCCCAUCACCCAAAAUACAGAGUCUGGGGCAAAGUCAAAAUUGAGUACCCAAAACGUCACACAAAUAUCUCUGAACCUUCAACCAAAAUUCUUGGAUCUUAACACACCCCCAAAAAACAUGGGUUGUGUCUCCAUCUUCUGAUUGGCAUCACCAGCAGGUGGGUGUGUCUUUAAGACCAAGUCUAUAGAGGGAGUCCAACAGACUCUAUGUAAGAUCUUGAAUUGCAUAAAGUGCACCCUUGCAUCUCUAGAUGUAGACUUGACAGUUUUUUGAAUCCUAGUCCACACUCCCUCCUCCAAUACCAAGUUUAAAUCUUUCUCCCAUAAUCUCUUGUGAGAAGUUGAAGCUCCGUCCCCCAGACUCUGAAUUAGCAGGGAGUAAUACACUGAUGCCUCAUGACCUUUUCCAAAAAUAAUCGUAAAAAAUAUUUCGUUUUUGUUGUUGUUGUGAUAGCGGGUUUAAAGGUUUAAAAACCUAUCACCUUAACUUGAAGAUGGCACUAUGACCUAUUGCCCUCAUUAGCAAAGACAGAGCUGGAGGGAAUCACUACAGUACAUCAUGGAGAGAACAAAGCAGGCAGAAAACUAGGGUAACCAGAAGUCGGUCCUGGUUUUACAAUGUGUGUCCCGGUGUCCUGUCAUUUCUCUAAAAAAUUUAAUAAUGUACCAGCUUCAGCUGUGAGACUGAUUUUUUUCUUUUAAUUAAAUAUCCUCAACGUCCUUGGUAUCAUGUCUGGUAUCGAUUGCAGGGGAGAGAAGAUAUUUUAUUGCAUUGCACGAUGAUUUGAUGAUACUUUCAUUCUGUCAAUCCACUCAGAAUCUAUCUGGUUACCAUGACAACGACUCACGCCCUUGGCGCUCUCUGCUGCUCUCUGUCAUCACCCAAUGCAAAUUAGAAAUGACCAAAUGAAAAUGCAUGUUCAACAAUCUGAAAAAAGCCGAUCUGUUUUAUUUGCACAACACGUGAAAAUGUAAAUUAAAUGUUUUGCUGUCACUGUAAAUGUUCACUUUCUCAUGGCCACAGUGUUAAAUAACAGAUUGAAGGUCAUAUUCAUAUUCAGUGUGGAAUUGUAUUUUAACUUAAGUUCCAAUGUUGCAAAUUGUGUGUAAAAAUGUGUUGCUGACAAAAAAUUUCAAGCACUGACAAGUCAUGUCAUUAUUACACAUGCAAUAUGACAUCAUAUGGAUAGAAUAGGCUAUAUGGAAUUUGAACAUUUUACAAAUAUCUAAAAUGUGGUUAAAAUCGUAUAAAACAAUAUAAAAUAACAUUUCACAUACUAAAAUAUGUUGUAUUGAAUUUAGGUACCUUCAGAAACAAUAUAAUAUCCAAUAAUUUAUUCUCUCUCUCUCACUCAAUCACACACACACACACACACACACACACACACACACACUCUUUUCUAAGUAUUAUUUACAAACUGUACAUUUGGGUAUCCAGCUAUAAGACCCACGUUGCACAAAUGCCUAUUUUCCCCAUUCUAUAUGUAUCACUUGAUAUAAAAUCUUAAUGUAAUGAAAAACUAAACUAUUAAAUGUUUAAACUAAAACUAACAAAGAACUAACACACUAAACUAAAUUGGAGCGAAAAAUUGAAAACGAAAUAGAAAUAAAAACUACAUUUAAAAUGUAAAACUA